UGUGUCGACCGACGACGAUCGGAGCCAACUUCUGUGACCAUCGAGGUUUCGUCCCCUCGUGUUCCGUUUCGUGGCCGGUCAGUCAGUCAGCUCGGUAUCGCAUUAUGCUACGGUCGCAACAACGGUCGCAUCCUAACCGUGGCCGAAGCCUCUACACGACGAUACCAGGAAUCGGUGCAACGUGAGAUCCGAUGGCAUGCGUCCACCCGGAAAAUGGGGAAAACCGCCAGCAAACUAAAGUCCCGCAGAAGCCAGAGCAUAGCAUGGAGCUUCCGGUUUCCAUCUAUGGGCACCUUACAAAACCUAGGCGCCAGUGGCCGUCGUCGAAAGAGAAACGGCAUAUCAUCUUCAACGUCUUGUAAGGAACUCCAUCAGAAGCGACACACGAUCCACCUACAGCCGGAAGCAAUUAUUCAUAAGGAGCCAUCAUUCAUUGUGACACCACCGUCGCCGGAAGAUCCGACCGAGGAGAACAGAAGGUCGUCGGAGGUAAAGGUCGAGGAGGCGGAGGAGGAGGUGGCGAACAGAAGGGAGGACUGCGACGCGUGCGAAUCCACUGCGAAAAGGGUUGACAACAGUAACGACUAUUCCAAUCUACCAAUGGAUCCACCCGAGGAGUCGACCCGAAAACUUCUGGAGCGAGAACUUCGACUUCUAGAUCCCAGAGAUUUAAGAUCGCACGCUUGGUAUCAUGGUAGUACUCUUCGAGGUGGUCGAAAGGGCGCUGAAGCGGAAGUUCCGAACGACGGUGACUUCCUGGUCCGGGAUUGUGCCUCUCAGCCCGGAAACUACGUCCUUACGGUCCGAUGGAAAGGCCAACCCCUUCAUUUCGUCAUCAACAGGGUAGUAAUUCAGCCAGAGACAGUCUACGAAAGGGCCCAAUACCAGUUCGAGGACGAAGCGUUUGACACGGUAGCCGAUCUGAUAACUUUCUACGUGGGCAGCGGCCGUCCAAUAAGUCAAGCGAGUGGCGCUCGCAUAAUCACUCCAAAACCAAGAUGCGUUCCUCUAACCUGCGUAGCAGGACCAACGAACAGCCAACACUGUUCUAGCCCUUCCUCCUCGUCCCUAUCGACCGGAUCUCCGCCUCGCCUACCUCGAAAACAACAACGAAGUCAUUCUCUAACCGCUCAACAUCAUCCAUCUGAUCAACACGAUAAUCGUCAAACGUCGAAUCAACAAGCAGCACCCCAUGGACCGAUCCAAUCAAGCACUCUACCGCGAGUUCCACCUAUUCAGAACCAACCACCAUCGUGUUCCUUAUCUCUGGGUCGUCAGAAGAUCACCAGGGUGAUUUCCGACCCGGCUCUCCAACAACAGCAACAGCCAACUCUUCAACCAUCGAGUUUGAAUCAUCAAAAUUCACACGGUACAGCUCCGCCAAAGCCACCAAGGCUGCCAUACGCCCCUAAUCACCAGCAUCACGCUCAUCACCAUCAUCAUCAUCACCAUCACCAUCAUCAAGGCUACCAAGCGUCAGGAAGCGACAGCGGAAACGGAUCUGGAGACAGUGAGUUCGAAACGAACAACUCAGGCGGCGCUAGUAAUCCGUCUUCCUCUGCUCCUAUAAAAGGAGUCGUGAUUAGAAGUCAUUAUAACACCAGUAAUGAUGGUACCAAUGGGAAUAAUGGCAACGAGUAUGAAUUAUCCGCAGAAGAGCAGCUAGUUGUGGCUGCACCAUCUUUAGAAAUCACGACAGCUUUGGAUAUCGAAGGAUUUACGACUCUGUUAUUGCCAGCUGGCGAGCAUAGACCUCUAGAUCCUACAGCUUUAAGAGGAGUGUCUGGAAUGUUGCACGACUCGGCACCAAGAGUCUUGGCGUCUCAUCUAACGAAGAUCGACCUUGAAUUGGCUCUUCAACCUGGCUCUGGGAAUAGAAAUGGGUUGAGUGGUAUCGAAUUAGCCACUCUACCGCAUGGUCGACAAGCCAGGAUGGAUUUGAUAGAAAGAUCCGAGUGUCUGAAGCUUGUAGUGGCAGUGACCGUGCUGGCUGGAGCCACCGCCAUCGAAAGGGCAGCUACGAUCAGCAAGUGGAUCAAAGUCGCCAUAGAUACGAAGACAGCUCUGGGGAAUUUGUAUGGAUUCUGUGGCGUGAUGCUGGGUCUGUGUCUGCCUCAGAUACAGAGGUUGGCGAACACGUGGCAUUUGUUGAGACAGAAACAUACCGACGAAGCUUUUAGUUUUGAAGCGAAGCUCAGGCCUACGCUUCGUGCUAUGAACGAGUGCACGAACCCACAGGCACCGAAUACUACGCUCCCACAUCUGUUGCCCAUCGCUUUACUCGGUGAACGAGGUCCUGAAGAUAUUCUUGGGACCGUAGCUCCAUCAGGUCUAGCAGCGGCAAUUCUAUCGCCUUGGGAGAAUUCAGCCCCAGACUGUGGCCUAUCCAUCGUUUGGUCUCACUUGGAAUCAGCUCGAAAAAUGGCAGAGAAUCUCCCAUUAUUCCGUAGAAACGCGGAGAUCGUUCUCGAGGGCUCGAGAAGCGACGAAUUACUAUCCGACGCGUUUCGAACGGAAUUUCAUAUAAAAUUCCUGUGGGGAAGCCGAGGGGCCACCGUAGCACCGGAAGAGAGGCAUUUAAAAUUCACGCAAGUGUUGGACGCGAUGUUCGACAAGUGUUCAUCGACGGAAGUGGCGGCCUAAACGCGAUCAAAGAAGAAUAUUAUAAAUAGAAGUUCGAUUUAUCUUGUCGUUACUCGACGUUUUUAAAUGAACCUUUUUCUCGCGAGAACGAGACAAGCAUAAGAAACAAGGGACCCGAACAUAUUUGCGUUCUAGGUGUAAAUUAUGAUUCUGUAAUUAUGUAAUUAAGUGAUUGUAAUUAAUUGAACUUUCGUAGGGUUUAAUAUUUUAUUUGAAAAGAUCCACGAUUGUGUGGUCGAAUGUACUGUUAGUCGACUAUGCGUUAGAACUUUUUGAAACGUAUGGUAAGUUAGGAUUAUUUGAAUCGAUAGAAUAUUUCGAUGAAAUUAAACAGUUCAUCUUAUAACUUAUUAAAUUCAGUUAUGAACAAUUUUUCCGCGAUCGACAUUUUAAGAUAGACUGCUUGAUUCGUUGUUAGUAGCCUAAUGAACAACGAAAUUAGUAUAUGAUAUACAUUUACGCGCGAUCAUAGUUUUCGAGAAGGAAUAAGUUCUACUCAUCAAAAGGUGAGAAGCUUGUUUAAUUAACGUAAAUAUUACUUAAUUAUAAUCGUCAUAGUAAUUCAGUAGCGCAUAUAUAAUACUUUAUUUUUGUAAAUAAUUUUAUUAUUCGUUUUAUUAGUUCUUGUAUAAUAUCUUCUUGCUGAUUCAAAUAAUCCUAGCUUAUCCUGCCAUAUUCGUUAUCGAGUCGUUUCCUCACGAUUCUCACAAUUUUUUGAAUUGUUUCUUCAAACGAGAUCGCAAAUUGUAAUUGUAACUCGUGGAACGUGAUUUUUCCAUCGCGGCGAAUGACAUUUUUUGUAAGAGAAGAAAUAAGAAACAACGAAAUAAUAAGUGUUUUGCGAUAAUAAUUCGCCGCGAUGGUGGAAUUGUAUCUCUAAGGAACAAAAAAAUCAAAAGCACAUAGCAUUAACGUGACUUGGACGUAUAGUAUAUCGCAGAUAUAAUGAUAAAACGUGUCGUAUUUAGCGCAAUAACGAUUCCCGAGAAUGUUUAAUGAUCCUUUUAUUAUUAACAGGAAAACCGUAUUUAACGUCUUGGAAGAAAAGUGGGCGACGAGAGAUAUGAUAAUCAAAUCGAGUUGAACUUGUGUACUUAACGCUCUAACCGAUCCUAUUAUUACUCGACCGAUUAUACGUUGUAAAUGUUGUUCACGUUUGUUCACAUUUAAUAAUAUAUACGGAGAAUGAAAAUCAA
Bombus pascuorum is the source of this 3839-nucleotide messenger RNA. Its product is annotated as breast cancer anti-estrogen resistance protein 3 homolog. Gene Ontology annotation, biological process: small GTPase-mediated signal transduction; positive regulation of peptidyl-serine phosphorylation. The transcript has 6 exons. The record is from RefSeq and is a predicted model, not a curated record. NCBI's taxonomy places the organism in Eukaryota, Metazoa, Arthropoda, Insecta, Hymenoptera, Apidae. The coding region runs from base 214 to 2643 and encodes 809 amino acids. Gene Ontology annotation, molecular function: guanyl-nucleotide exchange factor activity; phosphotyrosine residue binding.